Messenger RNA from Phyllostomus hastatus (greater spear-nosed bat), 3401 nucleotides. It is a transcript of the gene KCTD10, whose product is annotated as potassium channel tetramerization domain containing 10. Gene Ontology annotation, cellular component: Cul3-RING ubiquitin ligase complex. The record is from RefSeq and is a predicted model, not a curated record. Gene Ontology annotation, biological process: protein homooligomerization; protein ubiquitination; negative regulation of Rho protein signal transduction. The transcript has 7 exons. Gene Ontology annotation, molecular function: protein binding; ubiquitin-protein transferase activity. Lineage: Eukaryota; Metazoa; Chordata; Mammalia; Chiroptera; Phyllostomidae. Bases 82 to 1032 code for a protein of 316 amino acids.
UCCGCCCCUGGCUCAUGCGAGCUGGGUGUUUCCUGCCUCUUUCAGUCCGGGUUUGGAGACUCCGGAGUCCUCCAACUUUUCAUGGAAGAGAUGUCAGGAGAAAGUGUGGUGAGCUCAGCGGUGCCAGCGGCUGCUACCCGCACCACCUCCUUCAAGGGCGCAAGCCCCAGCUCCAAGUACGUGAAGCUGAACGUGGGUGGCGCCCUCUACUACACCACCAUGCAGACGUUGACCAAGCAGGACACCAUGCUGAAGGCCAUGUUCAGUGGGCGCAUGGAAGUGCUCACCGACAGUGAAGGCUGGAUCCUCAUUGACCGCUGCGGGAAGCACUUCGGUACGAUCCUCAACUACCUGCGUGACGGGGCAGUCCCCUUGCCCGAGAGCCGCCGGGAGAUCGAGGAGCUGCUCGCAGAAGCCAAGUACUACCUGGUCCAGGGCCUGGUGGAGGAGUGCCAGGCAGCCCUGCAACAGAACAAAGAUGCGUAUGAGCCGUUCUGCAAAGUUCCCGUCAUCACCUCAUCCAAAGAAGAACAGAAACUUAUAGCAACAUCGAAUAAGCCAGCCGUGAAGCUACUCUACAACAGAAGCAACAACAAGUACUCCUACACCAGCAACUCUGACGACAACAUGUUGAAAAACAUUGAACUUUUCGAUAAGCUGUCUCUGCGCUUUAACGGAAGGGUCCUGUUCAUAAAGGACGUCAUUGGGGACGAGAUCUGCUGCUGGUCCUUCUACGGCCAGGGCCGGAAGAUCGCCGAAGUCUGCUGCACCUCCAUUGUCUACGCCACUGAGAAGAAACAGACCAAGGUGGAGUUCCCUGAAGCUCGGAUUUACGAGGAGACCCUGAAUAUUCUGCUGUAUGAGGCCCAGGAUGGGCGGGGACCUGACAAUGCGCUCCUGGAGGCCACAGGUGGGGCGGCCGGGCGCUCCCACCACCUGGACGAAGAUGAGGAGCGGGAGCGGGAGCGCAUUGAGCGCGUGCGGCGGAUCCACAUCAAGCGGCCUGAUGACCGUGCCCACCUGCACCAGUGAGCGGGCAGGCGGCCGGGCCCUCCUCCCGAGCUCCUCCACCUCCCUGCUCCGCACUCAGAUCCCGUGCAGGCUCCGGCGCCGCCCACUUCCCCUGGAGUCUAGAGAUACUUUUGUAAUAGCCAGAUGAUUAUUUUGAUACUUCUCGACAAGGUGAAUUGGUUUUUACCCAGGUGAAUGCCCGCUGUUGCUGACAAGCUGGGUCCAGGGGCCCUGCUUUCUGUGGGGAGCUUUGGAGCCAGGCUCGCUGGGCUCUCAAAGGAAAAGUGUGAUUGAGUAUGAAGUGUACGUGAGAACUUUUGUUUGCAGUAUUUAUUUUUGUGGAUGUUGACUACCUAUGUGAGCUGCUUGGGUUCGGUUUGACAGCUCUGAGAGGGAUCCUGCAGCUGGUGGCCACCGGGGGGCGUCGUCAGGUUGUGUCUUUCCUGUCCUCCAGCCCAGCACACUGACCCCGGGUCCUGUGCACUGCACCAGGCUCGGUUUCCAGAUGGGCUUUGCGCCGUCCUGCAGCAGGACUUUGUGCCUAGAGCUUGUUGGUGAAUAAGUGCAGCCUGCAGCAGUGCAGAUGGGACCUGGUGUGCUUUAUGCUUCUGAAUUGUCCCUGUGUAGCUCUGGGUGCCUGUGCUCUGGUGCUCGGUGGGCCCCCAUGCAUCUGGCUGAGGGCAGAGCUGUCCCUGGGGGUGAGUGCUCAGCUCCGUGCCUGGCUCCUACCCCUUCCGACUGCCCUCCUGCAGACUCACUGCAUUCCAGGAAGGCCCUCUGGCUCGGCUACUGGCAUAGCUCAUCAGCCGAGGGACCCAUUGCCCCUCGGCCUCCUUCCCUGUCAAGCUGAGCUCACUGCUGCAAGGAGAUGCCCUGCCCUUUGCUCAGAAACUCAGGGUGGCCCUGCCACUCCCACCAGCAGCCUUGGGGCAGUUUGCCUGCCGUAAAUGGAGCCAGUAGCUGGUGAUCGAUUGCCUUGCAGUCUCUGCCUCUGACUUGGACACAGUACGGGGUGGCCACUAGUGAGAGGCUGUGCAGAUCCCUUCGGGGCUAGUUAGUGUUCACGUGUUUAAGGGACGUGUGUGAGUGUUGGGGGAUGUGUGCUCGUGGGGAGCUCGCAGGUGCUCGGUGGUGUGGGCGUUCUCGGUUACCUACCUCCCAGUCUCCUCUGCGCCCGUCCGGGCAGGAGCGAGUUGUGACGCGUGCGCGCGGUUGGGACUAGACUAGGUAGAGUAGUUACAAGGUGAUAGGAAUGUGUACGUGGUAAUGGAUGGGUUGUGUCUGCUUUCCAAGGGAAAUGUUACUGUUUAUACCAAAGGUAUUAAUUAAUACGGGCAGCCUCCGACACAGUGUAUUCCAAAAAAACGAGUUUAUAUUUUGAAAUGGUUUUUACAGCUUCGACUGUGUUCGUUCUGCUCUCCCUGCAACAGUUUAUGCCUUUAUUUUUGUACCCAGCAGCAAAGCCCCCGUAAGCCUGUAAAACUAUUGCGAUGGAGCCCAAAAGUUGGGUAGAUCCUUUUUAAACUGCUGUGUGGGAAACUUUCAUAUAAGGCCACUUGGAUUUUAUUAACUGCUAAGGAAAGGGGGUGCUUAAAAAACGUUUCUUAACUAUUUUAUACUGUUUGAGUUUCAAACCACCAACCCUGCCGUUUGGGUUGGACUUUUUUAGAAAGUUAAAGUGAAUGUCAGUACUGACGUUUUCCGUGGGAAUGGAAAAGCCAUCAAAUAUCUUGUUCUUGAAACAUGUUUACACAAAGAGUCCGUUUGUGGAGCAAUCUGAUGUGUCUGGGCUUCUGCUCCUCGUGACCUAACGUUUCUGGCAGUCCCUCCCUCUCCCUGCACUUUCCUUCCACCUUUGCACUUGUAGUUUCGAGUCUCUGCUUCCCUGGGAUACGAGCGGUCCCAAAAACAUUCCAGGUCCAGGACGAGGGCUGGCCCGCUGCCGUCUGGUGUAUCCUACAGGACCCGGUCUUCCCUCGGCUGGCAGUACGGGCGCACAGAAGUCAGUAUUACACUUCAGAGCCGUCCCAGUAAGCACUGGCCUGAGAUUUGGUAAAGGGUACAAUUUUAUUGCAUUGGGACAGCUUUUGGUUCCCUGGAACCCCAUUGUUUUUGCAAACACGCCAUCUGUCUGUGGUGACCGGGCCUGGGCCCGGGACUGCCCCUGGCGUAGCUGCUGCCAUGGCCCUCCCUCAGGGGCGCAGCCCUGUCGUCAGCCAGAUGUGCGUGUCCUCACAGCAGCUGCCCUCUGCACACCCGUGUGUCGCUGACCCCUCUGUCUCCUUGUGCUGCGAGAAAAGACGCUGUACGCUUUCGAAGCAGUUGCUGUGUGUUGUACGAGCGUUUGUGGACACAUGUAAAAUAAAAGUGACGUGAUGCUUCCACCUAAA